UCCUGGAUCCAGGACUCCGCUCAUUUAGCUUCCAUCUGAAAGCGGACAGACUUUUGGACGGAACCGUUUCUACCGGGAGAAAUAACCUCAAACGUGAUUUGAGAGGACGCUUCUUUUCUUUAUUCUUUUUUAAAUCAAAAAGGGAAAGUCUGCGGCCGGUUUGGCGCUGAGGAAGGACUGGAGUGAAGGGCCACUGAGCUCAGACACUCUCCUUUCACUGAGUGACAGAAACUCACACAGGGGAGAAACACUCGGACGCGUCCUUCCAGGCAUUCAGCAUUCUGCACAGCCCAAAGUUUGCAGAAGUCAACUCCGGCCCUUUCAGCAGGAUGAGGGAACCCCUGAGGUGCCCGCUGGGCUUGUUCUUCCUGCUGACUUUAGUCUCCACUCACAGUGCCACCAAUCCUUUUGCAGGACAGCAGACAUCCUUGGACCCUUGCUAUGAUGAGGCCGGAGCUGCAAGACGAUGCAUCCCUGAGUUUAUAAAUGCCGCCUUUGGUAAGGAGGUGACCGUGUCCAGCGUCUGCGGCCGGCCUCCUUCCCGCUCCUGCAGUGUCGUUGAGCGCAGCGACGAUCGCCCCUCUGUACGUGCGUGUCAGAUUUGCGAUGCAUCCGACCCUCGGCGUGCCCACCCUGCCUCCUACCUUACAGACCUCAACUCAGCCCACAAUCUCACCUGCUGGCAGUCGGAGAAUCUGAACACGUCGCCCCACAACGUGACUCUCACCCUCUCUUUGGGGAAGAAGUUUGAGAUCACGUACGUCAGUCUGCAGUUCUGCUCGCCCCGACCCGAAUCCCUAGCGGUAUACAAAAGCAUGGACUAUGGCAAGACUUGGAUGCCGUAUCAGUUUUACUCGUCACAAUGCAGACGCAUGUACAACAGGCCCAACAAAGCAACUAUUACCAAACAGAAUGAGCAGGAGGCGUUGUGCACAGACGGCCACACUGAAAUGUACCCUCUCUCUGGAGGACUUAUCGCUUUCAGCACUCUGGACGGACGCCCCUCUGGUAAAGACUUUGACAACAGCCCCGUCCUGCAGGACUGGGUCACAGUCACUGAUAUUCGUGUUGUCUUCAGUCGGCCCCAGCUCCCCAGAGAGCUAAUGCUGGGCUCUGGCAGCAACGUUGGAGGAAGGGACGACGACCCACUGGCGGUAACGUCAACGUUACCAACGUACUUCUAUGCAGUGGGAGACUUCCAGGUCGGUGGAAGGUGCAAAUGCAACGGGCAUGCCUCGCGAUGUCUAAAAGACAAGGAGGGGAAGCUGGUGUGUGACUGCAAACACAACACAGAGGGGCCUGAAUGCGACCGGUGCAAACCUUUUCACUACGACCGACCGUGGCAGAGAGCCAACGCUCGAGAGGCUAACGAGUGUCUGCCGUGCAACUGCAACCUCCACGCUCGCCGCUGUCGCUUCAACAUGGAGCUGUACAAGCUGUCGGGAAGGAAGAGCGGCGGCGUCUGCAUGAACUGCCGUCACAACACGGCCGGACGCCACUGCCACUACUGCAAGGAGGGGUUCUACCGGGACAUGGCUCGACCCAUCAGCCACAGGCGCGCCUGCAAAGCAUGUGACUGCCACCCUGUGGGCGCCGCAGGCAAAACAUGCAACCAAACCACCGGCCAGUGUCCCUGCAAGGACGGCGUCACCGGCCCCACCUGCAACCGCUGCGCCAAGGGCUACCAGCAGAGCCGCUCACCUGUGGCCCCCUGCAUCAAAAUCCCGGUGGUCAACCCCACAGCUGCGGUGAGCAGCACGGAGGAGCCAGCAGAUUGUGAGUCUUAUUGUAAACCAGUGAAAGGAAAUCUAAAGAUCAACAUGAAGAAGUUCUGCAAGAAGGAUUACGCGGUCCAGGUCAACGUUCUGGACAUGGAGACGGUCGGGGACUGGGCCAAGUUCUCGGUCAGCGUUGUGUCUGUGUACAAAAGCCGCGGCGAGCCCCUGAAGCGCGGCGACAACAUCCUGUGGGUGCACAUGAAGGACCUGGCCUGCAAAUGCCCCAAGAUCCAGAUGAGCAACAGAUUCCUGGUGAUGGGCGGCGCCGAGGGUGGCACGGCCCCGGCGGCGGGCCCGGGAGUCGGGCCCGGAGGGGGCGUCUCCGGACCGGAGCGAGUUGGCUUGGUGGCUGAUAAGAACAGCCUGGUGAUCCAGUGGAGGGACGUUUGGACGAGACGUCUGAGGAAGUUUCAGCGCAAAGAGAAGAAGGGGAAAUGCAGCAAAGCGUGAUCUGACCUUCCUGACCUCUCCAUGACUGUUUCUCGCUCCUUCAACCCUCAUCGCCUUUUUUAAUCAAGGGAACACUGCGCAUACAAAAACAAUUGCAUGUACCUUCCAUGUUUUAUGGAUCAAUGUUUUUGUGUACAUUGUAUGAUUAUUCUACCUGUCUCUGUGUUCAAUUGGUUUGCCUUGAAAAGGAACCAAUGAAAAGGGUUUGAAACGUUCAACCCAUCGAACUCCGACCUCAAACUGGUGCGAGUGACCGUCUUCCGCCUCGUUGCUUUCGUACUUUAUGUACCGCAGGCCGUAAAGUUGUGUCCUCUGCACUUUUCCAAGGACGUAACUUUGCAGUGCUCCCCACUUUCUGAGUUGGACUGAUUUCAGCAACAGCUUAGCCAACUUACCGGACUGUCCGCUGGCCACCUCGCUCCGAGUCUUCACGUUCUGAUUGGCAGACUGCACCUAAGAAACUUUUUGUCCCAAAAGGAAGCAAGGGCUCCCUCAGCAGGGACGCUUCUCCUAGUCGUACCACCACCGCUGCUGCUCCUCACGUGGGAUCUUUUUAUCUACAACUUUGUGAUGCUGUUGCUGAUGACAGUUUUAAUUUCUCACUUGAAUUCUCGGCCAAGCCCUAUCUUGAUUUUCAGUCUGUCUAUUUGGCAGAAUGACCCUGUUUGUGCAUGUGAGGCUGCGCCUCUUCACCGCUAGUCCCUCCAACACAUCCUGACUCACGUCUUUGUUGUUUUUGGGGACAAAAGAUGAAGUGACACGGACAAAUGGCUGGAAUUUCAGAACAGUGCAACAUUUCCAGAGAUGUUUUUGCUUUAUGGAUAACGUCUUCCGCUGGUUGCCAUCUUCCAGAUGUUGCUGUUGACCAACGUAAUUUUUAUACUCUUUCAAGGUUUUAAUGUGUCUGAAGACUGGCAGGCUCCGCUUGGCCAAAAUAAGAGACUGAAACGAGAUUUUCUUUUCAUGCAGUACAAAAAUAGGAAUUAGGCAGAUAAACAUCACAGCCAUGUUUUUCUCUGUAGUGUAUGAUGACAACAAGAAUGAGGCUGGAAACAUUCUAGCUCUCGCUGAUUGUAUUAUGACAUGAGAGGAUCAUGUUUCAUCUUUUUGUGCUUUUCUUAUAUAUAUAUUUGCAUGUUUGUGGCUUCUUGCUAACGGUUAGCAGAGCGGGAGCUGAACCAAUGUGAGUCUGAAGAUCCAAUGGAAAACUUCUACCACGUGUUCACCCUGAGGCACAGCGUUGCCAUUUCACUGCCAAAUCAUUACUUUCAGUUUUAUAUUCAAUUAGAAAUGUACAGCUACUCUCAAAAUGUUUCCUAUUUCACUUCCUGAAGGAGAUUGCUUUGAGCAGUAGAGAAAAAAAUUGAGCGGAUGUGAAGAUUAAAAGUAUAGGUCACGACUGUUAAGGUAAAGUUCUGGGAUCAGUUGGUUAUAAAUCCAGAUUAUUGAUCAUUUACCAUCUGAAAACAACUUUAUCUAAAUAUACAUAACGUUUUAUGCAAACAGUAUUUUGUGAAUCAUCAAACUUUCAUCAUGUUUCCGUUGGGCAGUUAUUGAGAAAAAAACUGAUUGUUUACACAGAAACAUGAGGUUGGAGGCGGUGCGACGCCAACAACCUUCCUGAGUGAAACAUUUACUGAGAUUAGAAUAUUUCCUAUCAGACUAACUGUCUGAUAUAAAACUAAUGGUGAUGAUGUAAAAUGAAUCACCAAACUUUCAUUAUGUUUCAUUUGGGCCAGAACAAACCCUGAAAGGUUUGGAGGGCCAUGUGUAAAGUCAAAAACUUAACAGCAAUAAUUUGAUAAAACAAACCAAAUAUUUAUUUUAAAAUUAAAUAUUUUGUUAGCAAGCUAAAUAUUUAAUUUGA
Gambusia affinis (western mosquitofish) is the source of this 4095-nucleotide messenger RNA. RefSeq names its product netrin 2 (gene ntn2). The record is from RefSeq and is a predicted model, not a curated record. The transcript is spliced from 7 exons. Gene Ontology annotation, molecular function: protein binding. Lineage: Eukaryota; Metazoa; Chordata; Actinopteri; Cyprinodontiformes; Poeciliidae. The coding region runs from base 330 to 2228 and encodes 632 amino acids.